This is a messenger RNA of Ciona intestinalis (vase tunicate), 575 nucleotides long. The record is from RefSeq and is a predicted model, not a curated record. Lineage: Eukaryota; Metazoa; Chordata; Ascidiacea; Phlebobranchia; Cionidae.
UGAGCUAGUCAGUCUAUUGGGAAGUUUACAAGAGAAACAGCCGAAUAUCAAACCCAAUAACGAAGCGUCAAUUGCAGCAACGGAGAAUCCUGUUGGAGAAAUUGUAAACAUAAUGAACGAAGAAGACCACAAAAACCCAAUUACCGUUACGUAUCUUCAAAAGCUAAACGAUCCGAUAUCAAAGCUGAUAAAACAACUCGAUUCAAAAGACGACCAAUCGCAAUUACGAAGCAGUUGGGCCAAGUACAUGAUGCCUACAUUUACACGAAUAUCUGGACAACUAUGGCAAGUGGUUCUGGCGAGAGAGAUGGCCAAGUUAAGAGAAUUUAGCAAACAUUUCAGUUUGCAUCUGGUUAGACGAAAGUGGGUUCACCAGUCUGAAAGAAUAUAUAACCAAUCUCCCGACCCAUACUCGUUCUAUUUCUGGAAUGGAGACAAUAUAACCAAAGAUCCGUAUUACACAGCUAAUGAAACUCAUAUACCAUGUAAGCAAACAUAAAGACUUUAUGUAUCUUAAUCACAUAUGCCCAGAACCGCAUCGUCACGUCCAGUGCUCGAAAGGGUUUUCAUUUUAA